AUGACAACUCAGAAAUCCCCAACCCCUCACGAAGAACAGGAGGGGGAACACAACAUUGUUCCCGAUCUCCCUGAAUCCGUCAGUCAAGGCAAAAGAAGAGAACGCAGACUCCUGAGUGCACUUGAUGCAGUCGAUCAGGGCCUCUUGCCAGAUAUGGCUGCAGAAGCCUAUAAUUUCUUGUUUGGAAGCGUUGCUGAAAACUUUGAACGAUAUCUCCCGGCGGACUUGCUAUCCAUUAGCAACGAGAUAGCAAGGUGGUCCGACGAGGUAUACAUAGACCAACAACGUUAUCAAAAGGAGAUAGCCUCGAUCAAAAGACAACGCGAUCGUUUAGCUGCUCAGAACAUAGAGAUAUCGCAGAGCCUUCUAGGAGCAGAACAGAACGAGGCUGAGUACGAAAAUCGGAUCACCAGCCUCGAGGCAGAGAUCGUUGACCUUCGUAAAGCCCAGUCAACGGUGUCGCCCCAACCCGCCUUCAAGAUCCCAGACCCUGAGUUCUUUGAGAGCUCCUCCACCGGCAUUUCUUGGGAACAAUGGAAAGAUAAAAUGAUGAACAAGAUUCGCGCUUCUGGAAACUCCGACCCCGUCGCACAAUUGGCGACCAAUUACUGGAAGAUCUGA
Sclerotinia sclerotiorum 1980 UF-70 is the source of this 621-nucleotide messenger RNA. RefSeq lists its product with no specific name. The record is from RefSeq and is a predicted model, not a curated record. The transcript is spliced from 2 exons. Lineage: Eukaryota; Fungi; Ascomycota; Leotiomycetes; Helotiales; Sclerotiniaceae. Bases 1 to 621 code for a protein of 206 amino acids.